ACCACCUCGCCGUCUAUCCAGGGACCGAGACAUGGAGGCUGAUGGUGGGAGCUGAUGUUUGGGGUGGGGGUGGUGAAUGAGGAGUGGGACAACAUGAUGGAUGUGGAGCCCCCAGAACACGAGUUGGACCCAGAGAACACCGGCUUCAUCCCAGUGGAGAACUUCACCAGUCUGGUGGAGCACCAUGAGCUGCAGUUGGACCCAUCCAAGUUGGACAUGUUGUUAGCUCUUGUCCAGAGCAAUGAAGAGGGACAGGUGUGCUACCAGGAGCUCAUCGAGCUGAUGAGCAGCAAACGCUCCAGCAGCUUUCGACGUGCCAUCGCCAACGGCCGCCGAACGCUGCAGAGGGAGAUCCUGCUGGACGAGACGGGGCUCGGGCUCUACAAACGUUUCGUCCGCUACGUGGCCUACGAGAUCCUGCCUUGUGAGACGGACCGGCGCUGGUACUUCCACCAGAACCGCCUGUGUCCUCCGCCGGUCUUCAUUGCCGUCGUCACCAUCGUCCAGAUUAUUGUGUUCAUGUGUUACGGCAUCAUGCUCAAUAAGUGGGUCCUGCAGACCUACCAGCCGGAUUUCAUGAAGAGCCCGCUGGUCUACCACCCCGGUCAUCGAGCACAAGUCUGGCGCUUCUUCAGCUACAUGUUCAUGCAUGUUGGUUUAGAGCAGUUGGGGUUUAAUGCUUUACUGCAGCUGAUGAUCGGUGUUCCUCUGGAGAUGGUCCACGGCAUCUUACGGAUAAGUUUGCUCUACAUGGCAGGAGUUCUGGCUGAACUGGGCCGGGAUGCGUUGUCCGUACAAGCUGCUCCGCAUGAUCCUGGCGCUGGUUUGCAUGAGCUCGGAGGUGGGCCGUGCAGUCUGGCUCCGCUUCUCGCCGCCGCUGCCCUCCUCGGGACCCCAGCCCAGCUUCAUGGCCCACCUGUCGGGGGCCGUGGUGGGCAUCAGCAUGGGCCUGCUGAUCCUUCGCAGCUACGAGGAGAGUCUGCAGAAGCAGUGCUCCUGGUGGGUCAUCGUUUUCUCCUUCAUCACCUUCCUCCUCUUCGCCAUCUUUUGGAACAUCUUCGCAUACGAGCUUCUUGGGGUGCAGAUCCCGCCUCCCCCCUGAUGACCCCCUCCAGCCCCUCCCCCCUUUCAGCCAUGUUCUCCUUUUACAACCUUUCAUUUCCUCCAAAGUUAAACCCAAACGAGAUCAUUCAGCAACAAAAAGAUAUCUACCGAGAAUCCUUUUUUACAGAUACUUUGCAAAUCAAAGAAAUAUGUCUCUUUUAUUAAAGAGGGAUUACAGUAGCAACAAGUCCAGAUGACAGCUCCUCAGACCCGUUUCGAGGAGCGUUCUGUCUUCUUCUACACACUGAAACUCAUCCGCAUUAUUCUUCCAGCGAAGAUGUUUCAUCACUUGCAUCUUUCAUUGAUGUUACGACCUCAAAUUAGAAGAUGCUGACUUCAUGACACGUGCCUCUGAAACAAAAUGAUUUAUAGCAGCGAAAGGUGAAAGUGUAAGAUCAGCUAAUUGUAUGUCAGAGUUUUGCUYUAAGGCACCAAGUCGGAAUCUGUGCCACAAAUCAAAUCUGCAGGAGYCGGUUUAUUUCUGAAGGCAGCAAUAAAAAUUAACUUAAAAAGAAAAAAAAA
Messenger RNA from Austrofundulus limnaeus, 1626 nucleotides. RefSeq names its product rhomboid, veinlet-like 1 (Drosophila) (gene rhbdl1). Gene Ontology annotation, cellular component: membrane. NCBI's taxonomy places the organism in Eukaryota, Metazoa, Chordata, Actinopteri, Cyprinodontiformes, Rivulidae. Gene Ontology annotation, molecular function: serine-type endopeptidase activity. The record is from RefSeq and is a predicted model, not a curated record.